AAGCAAACAUAUUUAUUGACUUAAUAUUCCAAACGGAUAUGACUUUAAUAAAUAAAAUUAAAUAUAAUUUAAAUUCGUUUAUUCAAUAAUGACCAUAUUGUCAGUUCAGAGUUUGCUUUUAAUCAGGGUGACAAUGCUUAAUUUCUUAAUAGGUUUUUUUGUGUUACCUCUUGUAGUUCUUAAGCUAUGGUUAAAAAUCAAAACUAAGACAUGUUUGAGCAAGACUUCGCUUGUUGGAAAAACGGCCAUCGUGACUGGGGCUAAUUCAGGUAUUGGUUAUGAGACAGCUCUAGACUUCGCAACUAGAGGAGCUAGAGUAAUUCUAGCUUGCAGAGACCAAACUAGAGCGGAACAUGCAAAACAAAAAAUAAUAGAGUUAACCAGCAAUCCAAAUAUCAUCGUAAAAUUAAUUGAUAUGUCUUCUUUGGAGUCUGUGAGAAACUUUGCUGAAGAAAUUAAAAGGACAGAAGAAAAGUUGGACAUUUUGGUAAACAAUGCUGGAUCUGCUGGAAUAAAGAAUAAAUUGACCAAAGAUGGUUUGCAAAUUUUGAUGCAGGUUAAUUAUUUUGGACCGUUUUUGCUUACUGUACUUUUAAUAGAUUUGCUGAAAAAAUCCGCACCAAGCAGAAUUGUGAAUGUUUCUUCUUUAAUGGCAAAAUUCGCAAAGUUAGAUCCAAAUGAUUUGAAUAAAUUCAGUGGGCAUAAAGCAGCAUAUCAAAAUUCCAAGAUUUGCAAUAUACUUUUUACCAAGGAAUUAGCAAGAAGAGUUAAAGAGUUUAAUAUUUCUGUAUAUUCCAUACAUCCUGGAGCAGUUCAAACUAAUAUUUUUAAAGUUAUUACUACAACCCAUUGGAGGGUGCUUUUGAAUUUUUUCUAUAAUUUCUACUUUAAGACAGCAGAAGAGGGUGCCCAAACGAUAAUACACACAGCUAUCGAAAAAAACAUUGAACACUUAUCAGGAGAACAUUUUCACGAAUGUGCCAAAGUUUCGCCUUAUAAAACUGUUGGUGAUUGGAGGCUUCAAGAACAAAUUUUCGAAGCCACUGAAGAAUUAGUAAAAUUAAGCCAGAUGAGAGAAUAAAAUAAUUGUAUU
Messenger RNA from Brassicogethes aeneus, 1093 nucleotides. Lineage: Eukaryota; Metazoa; Arthropoda; Insecta; Coleoptera; Nitidulidae. The record is from the annotation of a GenBank genome assembly.